CAGGCGACAUGUAACACAUUUGGAUUAUCAGAUGCAUUAUAAUCAUUGAUUUCAAGUGUAGCAGCGCAGGGCGCGCUAAUGGUGGAGGUGUCAUAAGCACCGUGUGUACACUGCACGAGACGCCACACAAUUAGAACAUCCCAAUUAUAAUCACAGAUAAUAAUCUUCUCGCGCUGGCAUUGUAGCUUCGUUUAAUAUAAAUGGGAGAGUUGUUGUUUUGUCUAUUCAUGUCGCUCGCUUGCAAUGUAAACGGGGUGUUACAGCCUGGUGGCUUGUGUGUAGUUAGCAUUAGCUAGUUAGCUUUAGUGAUGGAAAAUCCGAAUCGUUUCUGCGAAUCGGUUCUUUUGGAGAGUUCGUUAAAAAAAGAAAACCUGGGUUAAGUGAUUCAGAUAUUACGUACGCUGUCACGUAAUUGCGUCAUCUAUUUUUAUGGUCACUAUUUUGCCAAAUUGUGAUUAUUAAUGAAGUAGCGUGUCUUAUUUCAGAUGUUUUUUUUUUAUAUUUAAAACCUUAAAUAUUUUUUACAUUCUUUUACAUGAAAAUGUUUUACUAACGUUUUUGCACGUGUUGAUAAAGAUGCCAUACAAUCACACAGUAAACAUAUCUACAGUACAUUUUAAUUGUAACAUGUCCGCUAUUUAACUAUUAACUUACAGUAGUUUUACGUUUCGGUUAAUUCGAAAUGCUCUUACUGUCAGUUCUUUGAUUCAGCCAGAUUCGUGGACGAAUCGUUCGAAUUGGUUUUGUGAAUCGGUUUAACCAAUAUGCAAAGAUCCGAUUCAAAAGAACGAUUCGUUAACGAAUCGGACAUCGCUAGAACCUUUUAAACGAAACAGCGCGCCAGGAGUUAGUCAAAUCCUCCGAAUUGUUAUUCUUUCGUUAAAACGCUUGUUAUGGCUUUAUUACAUUCUAGUGUGGCGUAAUUUUAUUGUAUAGAUUAUUCUGGAAUGACUUACAGAUGAAACGCAUGCUAUCUUGCGUAUGUGCUGAUGUGAUAAAGCUUUUGGGUUGAAGCGGCAAGCGGGUUUAAUUUAGCGGAAAUGUUCUUUAAACAGGGAUGAUCUCAGACAAUAGUCAAAUGAAAGCGUCUUAUCAAGUAAUCAUCAUAUGCACAUUAUGCAAUCAGUUGAAGCCAGCAGGCCUCUGUGCUGCAAUGAAGUCUGGAUUCCUGUCAUCUGUCAAGAGACUACAACAUUUCAAAUGCAAAGUUUGGGAGGAAAUCUUUUAAUUGGUGGUUUUAUGAAGUGACACAGGAAGUAAUUGCUCUAAAAUGGGAGACGAUCGACCUUUUGUCUGCACUGCCCCGGGCUGUGGACAGAGGUUCACCAACGAGGACCAUUUGGCAGUGCACAAACACAAGCAUGAGAUGACGCUGAAAUUCGGACAAGUUAGAACAGACACCGUUAUCAUAGCAGAUCAGACACCCACUCCCACUCGAUUUCUCAAGAAUUGUGAGGAGGUGGGUUUGUUUAGUGAGCUAGCUGGCUCCUUCGAGCAAGAUCUCCGCAAAACACAGGAGGAGGAGGAGAGGAGGAUUAAAGGCACGCUUCCAGCUCUACAAACACCUACAGAAGUUAAAGAGAGGGAGGGGCCUCUUGAGAUUGACUCCUCCCCUCCAGACAGCCCUGACUCCGCCUCCAGCAUGACAAACAGCAAAGAUGCAGUUGCCAUGGCAAAAGAGCCUAGUGCCAUGAGGAAAGCCAAGGAUGUUCCUCCACGAACUGCAGCAAGUUCCACCCCUACACCAACCAUAGUGCGUCCAGGCUUUCUUCCACUUCACAAAGGUUUCGACUCCAUGAACCCAACUCAGCCAUCUCCCACCUCUGUUAUCACUAGGACCCCUCCGUCAAACAGACUCAGCUCGCCAUCUGGUUCUUUUCCUAUGCUGAUGCAGCUUCCAAAUGGUCAGACUGUUCCUCUGCUGCCCAGUCCAGGGCAGACUUCAGUCAUAUCGCUUGCUAGAUCAUCAAACCCAGUGCCCAAUAUCCCAGGGAUUCCUGGCCCUCCUAUUGGUGGAAGCAGCAGUGGCUCCUCCUCUCCGUCUGGAUACAGUACACACUCUGAUGCCAAGACGAGGCUAAAAGCAGCACUAACUCAGCAGAGUCCUAGUGGACCAGCACCAAUACAAAAAACAGAUCAGACUGAGACACCAUCACCUGCUCAACCACAGGUAUCCCCUGCUCCACCAAAAGGAGGCCGCAGACGACGAGGGGCAGAUAUUGAGCCAGAUGAGCGCAGGCGCCGUUUCCUUGAACGAAACAGAGCUGCUGCUUCCCGUUGCCGGCAAAAACGGAAAGUGUGGGUCAGUGCCCUGGAGAAACGCGCUGAGGAGCUAGCUACUUCUAACGUCACGCUUACUAAUGAAGUGUCUGUGUUGAGGACUGAGGUGACCCAACUGAAGGAGCUGCUGUUGGCCCAUAAGGACUGCCCUGUUACUGCCAUGCAGAAAAAAGCAUAUAUCGCUGCAGGAGUGGAUGAGAGUUCAGCAUCGGCGUUGGUGAUGCCUGUGUCAGUACCGGCUCCGGUGUCGGUUAAUGGUCUGAGUGUGCGUGCAGCAGAGGCUGUUGCUGUUUUAGCGGGAAUGGGCUCGGGCCAGUGGAGUAACUCAGCUGGAGAUGCUUCCUCCCAUUCGCAACCCACAUCCAGAUGAUGAGCAUGUCGUUCAGCCAAUGGGAACUAAAUAUACUUUUAGAAGAGCGAAUCCCCCUUUCCCCUAAAACUGUCAGUCCUGGUGUUUUUGACAAAGGUACUCAUUUGACAAAUGGGAACGAAUGUUACCAUGCUCUGACCACACCCUGCUCACCCUUAGCCUAUCACAGACUCUCCCCCGGGCUAAGUAGUGACAUCAUAGGACUGCACAGACUAGGAAGCACUGCAGUGGAAAUGAAGUCUCUUCGGUGAUCUCUAUAAAAUAUACCUUUACAUAUACUUGUAUAGAUCUUCUCACUAAUGCAUUGAGUUGAUAUUUGUCUCGUUUGCAGAUAUUUCUACUUAUUUUGCUUUUUAUUCAAUGGUCUUUAUAAUAUGUGAGCCUGGACCACAAAAUAGCUAUAGCCAAAAAAUACAAUGUAUGGGUCAAAAUUAUAGAUUUUUAUUUUAUGCCAAAAAUCAUUAGGACAUUAAGUAAAGAUCAUGUUCCAUGAAGAUAUUUAGUCAUUGUUUUAUUGUAAAUCUAUCAAAACCUAAGUUUUGAUCAUUAAUAUGCAUCGACAUUUUUUAUUUUUAUUAUUUUUUUUUACACCCUCAGAUUCCAGAUUUUCAAGUAGUUGUAUAUCAGCCAAAUAUCGUCAUACCCUAACAAACCAUACAUAAAUGUAAAGUUUAUUUAUUCAGCUUUCAGAUGAUGACUUGUUUUGUGGUCCAGGGUCACGUACAGUAUAAUGAUUUGUUGCAUGAUUCUGGCCACAUUAGAAAGAUGAUUACUACACUAUGCAGAUAAGUUGAACACCUUUCUCUGUCUUUCUUGGUGUCACUACUCACUCUUACCAUUCCUCCCAGUUUCCCUUUCUCUCUCUUCCUCUUCGUCUUAAUUUUACUGUUGUAUCUAAAGAAACUUCUCUCAGGUUUGUGCUUCUGUGGCUGUUUUGGUGACAUUUAGCGUAAUCUGGCACUGAAGAAUGGGCUCACAAAAGCUGAAGAAUGGAGAGAAAAUAUAUUUUUAUAUUUGAAUAUCGUUAUUGGUUUGACUGCAUUUGCUAUAUAUGUGUAUGUGUGUGUGUGUGUGUGUGUGUGGAAUAUAACGGGUAGCGUAACCAUGUGGACAUGUUUUAGAUCAGUAUGAUUAUAAUAUGCUCUGCUGAAUAAUAGGUAUCUUUAACCAAAAUGCAUAAAUCUUUUGUAUUUAGGUUAGACCCCAAAGUUUAAGUGCAUCUGGUCUUAUAACAGGGAACAUGCACAAAAAAAACUCACGCGUAAUGACUCUUGUGCUUGCAUUUUGUGAAUGUACAGUAGUUAACUAACCCGGCUAUGAAUGUGAAGUUUUGUUUCAAAAUGGUUUUAAUGCUUUUGAGUAAGUUGGUUGUUAGAAUGGCGUUAUAGAAAUAAAAAAAACAUUGUUAUUUCUUUUUUUUGGUCCUGAAAAGACUCACACUUGGCCACGCUGAAUGAAUUUCAACUGGUGCGCAUAACUAACACAAAACUUAAACAGUUCAUGUCUGAUCACUUUUUAAAUAGGGUCAUCUGCAUUAGUUUAAGUUUGGCUUUUAUAUCAAAACUCUUGCUGCUUUUUAAAAUCCAACUUUGAAUAUAACGUUUUUUUUUUUAUGGAAGCCCAUUUCUGCCACAUAAGGAACAAAUCCUACAGUGAAUAAUCAUAUCUAUGACAGAAAAAGACAAACCUGUGACAUGAAAGUCAAAAUUAUGAGAUAAAGUCAUAAUUACAUCAAAGGUGAAAUUAAAACAAAAGAAUAGGUUUACAUUUUGUAUUUGUAUUACAUUUUUGUAUGUCAAAACUAAUUUUUAUCUCAUCAUUUUGAUCUUUUUAUCAUAAGUUUUAAUGUUAUCUUUUUAUCUCAUAAUGAUUUGCCAAAUCAUGUUUGUUUUUCUCUUCUUAUAUUUAGGAAAUUGGCUUCAAUGGGUUUUGGACAAUGGUAUAAUUUUUCCUCUCAUAAUGCAUUUUGCAUAGAUGAUGUGUAGAUUCUCUUUUUUUUUUUUUUUUUUUUUUUUUACGAUCCAAUCUGCCAUAUCAAUAUCUGUCACUGACCUUCCUUGCAUCUGGAUUUAUCCUAUUUAGAUGUAGACCGUACUGCUUUCCACAGUGUGUAUAACUCACUGAUCCCAAAUAGUGUAAUGUGUAAGUGAAGACCUUAAACUACAGUUGUAAAUAUGAAAUGAGUGUCAGCGUACAAACAUUGCUUACUGUAUAAUAAUUGACUAACUGAAACGGUCCUUAAGAUAUGUUAUAAUUAAACAUUGUUGGAACUCUA
This is a messenger RNA of Carassius auratus (goldfish), 4925 nucleotides long. RefSeq names its product cyclic AMP-dependent transcription factor ATF-7-like. Gene Ontology annotation, molecular function: DNA binding; DNA-binding transcription factor activity. Lineage: Eukaryota; Metazoa; Chordata; Actinopteri; Cypriniformes; Cyprinidae. Gene Ontology annotation, biological process: regulation of DNA-templated transcription. The record is from RefSeq and is a predicted model, not a curated record. Bases 1271 to 2650 code for a protein of 459 amino acids. The transcript has 12 exons.